AUGGUGAAACCUGUAAAACAGCAAGCAGGAUAUUCUGUUGACGCAGAUCUGAGAAAUAUGUCAUUUAAAGAGGAUGACGUAGAAGAAGGUGAAAAUGAAGAAUCUAUCUGGAACCACAGCAUAUUAGAAGAGUUUCCUAUUAUGAGUGUAAACUCCAAUGAAGAAAAGGCGAUCUGUUCAAUCGGCUUUCCUCAUGCUGGUUUUGUUCUGGAAGUGGGUAUCAUGGAUGGAACAUUCCAUGGAAGCGCAGUUAUUCAAGAUACGGAUGAGUUAGUUUAUGCAAUGUUUGAAUAUUUUCAAGGAAAGGUCAACGGAGCGUGUAAAUUGUACUAUAGCUCUGGCGAACUGUUUUUUUCUGGGUAUCUGAAAGAUGGAUAUCGUAGUGGAAGAGGUCAAGAGUUUGACAAAGAAGGCAACAUUAUCUUUGAUGGACUCUUUAGGAAUGGAUACAAAAUACCCCAAGCCACCCAAAUGAUUGAUAAAAAGAACUAUUGGAAAGAAAUAGGGAGUGAUGACAGAGUAGUUUCGAUUUGUAGGAAGAACGAAAGAGGAGAAAAUGAAGGGAUUUGCUACUUCUACUCAAGGGGGGAAUUGGAACGAAUCAGUGAGUGGCACAACGAUGUGGAAACACGAAUCUUAUACAAAUUCGAUGGAAAGAUCAUGAGAGAAUUCAUUGACAAUGUACUACGCUAUAAGGGAGAGUAUGUACAGAAACCGUCGAUGAAGAUCGUCCGUCAGGGACGAGGGACGUGGUAUGCUAAAGAUGGUGUUAAAGUGCGCUAUCAAGGAGACUUUAAACGAGGUCUAUAUCAUGGAAAGGGCUACUGCACCUUAGGGAAAUGCGAAAUAGGUGAAGGCUGGAUGUGUGGCAUACCAAAGAGUGUAUUGUGGGCAUUGUAUAUAUUGAUGUGGAUUCUGUUUGUCGUGUAUUAUCUGCUAUGGGCUUUAGUGUUUCCUUCUCAUUGGGUUCAAUUUGUUGUUGUUGCUACUAUUUUUUAUACCAUAGCCAUGUUUGGCCCUAUCAUCUUAGUAAUGUGUUGA
Blastocystis hominis is the source of this 1041-nucleotide messenger RNA. RefSeq lists its product as hypothetical. NCBI's taxonomy places the organism in Eukaryota, Bigyra, Opalinata, Blastocystidae. The record is from RefSeq and is a predicted model, not a curated record. Bases 1 to 1041 code for a protein of 346 amino acids. The transcript has a single exon.